Didymodactylos carnosus is the source of this 1119-nucleotide messenger RNA. The record is from the annotation of a GenBank genome assembly. NCBI's taxonomy places the organism in Eukaryota, Metazoa, Rotifera, Eurotatoria, Philodinida, Philodinidae.
AUGCAUUUAGCAGCAAAAAUGACCUUACAUGAAUUUCCGCCACUAAAAAAUAAUCGUAUCCUACGUGCAUGUCGUGGUGAAUCAAUCGAUUGUGUUCCUGUAUGGAUAAUGAGACAAGCUGGUCGAUAUUUACCAGAAUUUAAAAAAUUAUUAACUGAACAUGGCUUUUUUAAACUAAUUCAAUCACCUGAUUAUGUCAAAGAAAUUACUCUACAACCAGUGAAACGUUUUGAUUUAGAUGCUGCUAUUUUGUUUACAGACAUUGUUGUUCUCGUACAAGCAAUGGGUUUCGAAAUGGAAAUGUCACCAAAAGAUGGACCAUGUUUGAAAGAACCAUUAACCGAACCUGAUGAUGUUCUAAAAUUGUUAGAAAAACAAUACAAUAUUAAAACAAGUUUAUCAUAUGUUUACGAAAGUAUUGUAAAGACGAGGCAUGAGUUAGAUGGACAAUGUCCUCUUAUUGGAUUCAGUGGAGGGCCAUUAACGUUAAUGUGCUUUAUUAUUGAGGGAAAAGGUACAACAGCAGCCAAAAUGUCAAAACUAAAACGUUGGCUCUAUUGUCAUCGUGAACGUUCACAUCAAUUGUUGAAAUUAAUCACUGAACUAACAAUCGAAUAUUUGAAAGAACAAAUUUUGAAUGGAAUUCAACUUAUUCAAAUAUUUGAAUCUUAUUGUCAAGCAUUAAAUGAAGAAUUAUUCUUAGAAUAUGUUUAUCCAUAUUUAAAACAAAUUCGAAAUGAAAUAAAUAAUGAACAAAUACCAUUGGGAUUAUUUGCUAAAGAUGCCCAUUAUGCCAUGGAAUUAAUUCGAGAUCUAAAAUAUGAUAUUGUCAGUUUAGAUUGGACAAUUCAACCAUCUAAUGCUCGACACAUAUUUAAUUCUGAUGAUGAAAAAACAGUAUUACAAGGUAAUCUAGAUCCAUGUGUACUCUAUUCAAUCGAUAAAAAUCAAAUUGAACUCUAUGUGAGACAAAUGUUAGAAGAAUUUGGUACAAAACAAUAUAUAGCGAAUUUAGGACAUGGAAUAUAUCCUGAUGUACCCGUAGACAAUGUGAAAAUAUUUGUUGAUGCCGUACAUAGAAUAUCAAAAGAAAUGAUUGAUAAAGAAAAAAAUUCCUAG